Messenger RNA from Prunus armeniaca (apricot), 432 nucleotides. NCBI's taxonomy places the organism in Eukaryota, Viridiplantae, Streptophyta, Magnoliopsida, Rosales, Rosaceae. The record is from the annotation of a GenBank genome assembly.
AUGGCGACUGCAAAAACUGUGAAAGAUGUGUCCCCACACGAGUUCGUUAAGGCCUACGCCGCUCAUCUGAAGCGAUCUGGCAAGAUUGAGCUUCCUCCUUGGACUGAUAUUGUCAAGACUGGAACAUUCAAGGAGCUGGCUCCUUAUGAUCCUGACUGGUACUAUGUCAGAGCUGCCUCCAUUGCAAGGAAGAUCUACUUGAGGGGAGGUCUUGGUGUUGGUGCCUUCCGUAGGAUUUAUGGUGGAAGCAAGAGGAAUGGAAGCCGUCCACCACAUUUCUGCGAGAGCAGUGGUGCUAUUGCCCGACAUAUACUACAACAGUUGCAGAAAAUGAACAUCGUCGACCUUGACCCAAAGGGUGGGAGGAGAAUCACAUCAAGCGGUCAACGGGAUCUUGACCAAGUUGCUGGGCGGAUUGUGGUCACCCCAUGA